Prunus armeniaca (apricot) is the source of this 297-nucleotide messenger RNA. Lineage: Eukaryota; Viridiplantae; Streptophyta; Magnoliopsida; Rosales; Rosaceae. The record is from the annotation of a GenBank genome assembly.
AUGAAGUUGAAGUUCGAUGGAGUCUUCACACUUAAUGAGCCAUACAAGACUUUGGUUCCAUCAUCUUUAUCUCAUUGUCACGGAAUUAACCGUCUGGUGAUUCCUACAAGAGAUUACUGCUUUGCACCAUCACUGAAUGAUACAUGUUGUGCUGCAGACUUCAUUCAUGAUGCAAAUGACAUGACUCAUAAAACUGUUGAAGCCGGAUACACUCAUCCACUUUUGCUGGACCAACUGGGAAAAGGCAGUAAGAUCAAUAAUUCAUUCAAGAAACUGGCUUCGACAUCAAGGCUCUAA